This is a messenger RNA of Clarias gariepinus (North African catfish), 3444 nucleotides long. Its product is annotated as E3 ubiquitin-protein ligase TRIM39-like. The record is from RefSeq and is a predicted model, not a curated record. The transcript has 6 exons. Lineage: Eukaryota; Metazoa; Chordata; Actinopteri; Siluriformes; Clariidae. The coding region runs from base 10 to 1602 and encodes 530 amino acids. Gene Ontology annotation, molecular function: zinc ion binding; protein binding.
UUGUCAGUCAUGGCUUCCCCCAGCAGUGUCCUGUGUGAAGAUCAGCUCCAGUGCUCCAUCUGUCUGGAUGUGUUCACUGAUCCAGUCUCUACUCCAUGUGGACACAACUUCUGUAUGAUCUGUCUCAAACAGUACUGGGACAGCAGUUCACACUCCCAGUGUCCAGUGUGUAAAAAAGAUUUUCUCAAAAGACCUGAAUUACAUGUAAAUACUUUCAUCUCGGGACUGGCUGCUCUAUUUAAGAAGCAACUACUCCCUAAGCCUAAGAAGGUCCUGUGUGACUCCUGCACUGAGGAAAAGCUGGAGGCUGUAAAGUCCUGUCUCCGCUGUGGAGUUUCUUUCUGCAACGCUCAUCUGAUGAUCCAUAAAUCUACACCUAAACUCAUGGGGCACAAACUGAUGGAGCCUGUUGAGAACCUGGAGGACUACAUCUGUCAGAAACAUGAGAGACCCAUGGAGCUGUUCUGUAGAGACUGCCAGAUGUGUGUUUGUCAGUUCUGUACUGAAGGAGACCACAAAACUCACAACACUGUUCCUGUAGUAGUGGAGAGUGCAAAGAAUAAGACUGGGCUGUUGCCAAUGCAAUCAGAAGUUCAGGAGAUGAUCCAAGACCGACUACGGAAAAUUAGGGAAAUCAAAUAUUCAGUAGCACUUGAUGAAAAGAUCACAGAGAAAGCAGAUGUUGUGGAGAUUUUCAGUGCUCUGAUGCGCUGCAUUGAGAGAAGCCAGGCUGAGCUGUUUACAGUGAUGGAGGAGAAGCAGAAAGCAGCAGAGAGGCAGGCUGAAAAGUUCAUUAAAGAUCUGGAGCAGGAAAUCACUGAGCUAAAGAGGAGAAACACUGAGCUGGAGCAGCUCUCAAAAGCCGAAGAUCACAUCUACUUCCUAAAGAUUUAUCCAUCUCUCUGUAUCCUACCACACACCCAGGACUGGUUAGAUUUUAGAAUUAACAGUCAUCUAAGCGUGGUGACUCAGAUUAGAAUAAAGCUUCAGGAGAUGUUCAGUAUGGAAGUGUGCAGGAUUAAUCCCAUGAAACUAAAAGAAUUUCAACAAUAUGCAGUGGAUGUGACACUGAAUCCUGAUACGGCAAAUCCAUUUCUUAUCGUGUCUGAUGGUGGGAAACAGGUUACACGUGGAAACGAUCGACAGAAUCUCCCUGAUAACCCAGAGAGGUUUGAUCGAUGUGUUUGUGUUUUAGGAAAGGAAGGAUUCUCCUCAGGGAGAUUUUAUUAUGAGGUGCAGGUCAGAGGUAAUACUGAGUGGGAUUUAGGAGUGGCCAGAGGGACGGCUAAUAGGAAGGGGGAGAUCAUAGCCUGUCCUGAAAAUGGAUACUGGUGCUUAAGUCUGAGAAAUAAAACAGAACUUUCAGCUUGUGACUCUCCUCAUGUUCCUCUAUCCUUGAAUCAGGCUCCUCAGAAGGUUGGGGUGUUUGUGGAUUAUGAGAAGGGUCUGGUCUCAUUUAAUGAUGUUGAGGCUAUGUCUCAUAUCUACUCUUUUACAAGUCAGAAUUUUAUGGAGAAACUCUAUCCAGUCUUCAGCCUCUGCCUUAAUCAUGAUAGUAAAUACUCAGCGCCAUUGAUCAUCUGUCGUGUGAACCAGCCUUAACUCUUCUACGGUGUUCUGGAUAAAUCUGACCGAUUUACAUGUUUUCUAUCUAUUAAAGUAAAGUAAAUUUCAUCCAUUUCUCAAUGGGUUCAAUGACAUUGUUCGCACAUGGCAUUUGAACACAUAAAACAAAUUAGAAAUAUUUUUUAUUAAAAAAAUGUGCAUUUUAGGUGACUUGUAUUCACUCAUGGUGUUCCCGGUUUACCACAGUUGUUAAAAACCAAAACAGCAGCAUUGUUUCAAUCAUAAAACUUUCUUGCAGCUCUAGGAUAUAAAGAAUUCUGAUGCCUUACUGAAUGUUUAGUCUUUGGCAGCACGAUAUACCGCACAUGAAGCUAUGAAAUUAUAUUUGAGAAUGACAGUGAUGAGGAGGUUGAGAGUGAGGAGGGUUUAGAGGAGGAAGAGUCAGAGGUUAAAGAUGGCACAAAGUAUAACCCAGAGGAGACAUUCUGUCACACUGAUAAGGAAAAAGACCCAGCUGAGCCUAGUGUGGUCUCCUUUUUCUCCAAAUAUGCAACCAAACCCUAACACUAACCUGUGGAACAUCUUGUUUUCAACUUUUCCUCACAGACAGCAUUGUAUCCAUUGUUAUGAAGAUGACAAACCUUGGGUGGAGAACAUGUGUGUUGAUUUUGUAUGGUGUCUACAGAUCCUGAAAUAAAUCUGCAUCCAGCCUAUGUGAUGUGAACACUGGUCGGGGAAUUUUUUACACUACAAUGUCUUUCCAGACCUUCCAUAUAUUCUGUCACCUGUGGUUUGCUUUGAUAAGCACCACACAAGAGCAUCCGAAGUCAAUGAGAUAAGCUGGUAUCAGGGAAGUUCAGCAGGAGUGGGUGGAGAACAUGCAAGUAUACACAGGCAAACUGGUUUAUGGUGUUCCUGAGAAAAAUCAGGAGAAGGGAAGGGUGGUCUUAGAAAUGACAGCAGGGCUACUUUAAAAGUGUAAACAUGUUCAUACAGUGUAUGGGUUCAGCAUUAUAUUUGUAAUAUAGUUAACUAUUCUCUCUGUAUAUUUGGGAUUUUGUUUUCAAUGAAUAAAUCAUUUUAGUCAGUUUGAUUUGACCAGUUGUUAUUUUGUGCUACAGUUUAAAAAUGUAAGUUUUUCAAAAAAGUGACUUUGGUAAACAUUUUAGUGAAGUGUGAUAAAAUUGUGUGAUAGUACAAUAGGUUUCAUUUUAGUAUUUUUAAAAGUCAAAAUAAUAUUUAUAUAAUACAUUUUACCCAAAAACAAUGGGUGGUAUGAGCUUAUGUAAAUAAGGCCUGCAGGACAUACAAAGCAAAUACAGUUCGAAACACAUAAUGCUCACAGUACAUGUACAGUAUGUAUUAUUGUACAUUUAUAAUGAAAUAAAAUUAUCCUGGUCAAAAGUGCCUCAAAACAUGAGUGUGAGCCAAAAACAAACACAACAGGAGGGGUGAAAAUAUUUGCCAGAUUGAAAUAUUUGUUAAGAUUUAUAGGUGUCAAAUGCCUUAAACAACAUAAAUCCAUUAACCAUUUUAUUUACUGUAUAGUUCUUGUAAAAGAAAUCAUUUGAAUGGGACAGCUAUUUAUUUAUUAAUGACUCUUAUGUUGUAUGUAAAAGCAUAUUUGGAUGCUGAGUGUAUUUCUAAUGGUUUUAGCUGAACUGAAUUGUAAACCAAUUGAUGUAAUCAUGUUUUUUUUUGUUGUUUCUGUUCCUUAAAGAAAAAAAAUAAGUAUUUGCUAUUCGAUGGUCCGAGUCACUUCUGCUCAUUUCAUUUACUUAAGAAACUAUCUGAAUCAUUUACAAUAAAAUGAUGCAAUGUAAUCCAAUCCACACAAUAAAGGAAAAAAUGUCUUUUAAUUUUUUUUAUUUAACAUAA